AUGACAUCCUGGAUUGCAGCUGCGCUCAUCGCCCCGCUUCUUGCGACUAUUUUCUGGACGAUCUCUUCGACUUCUUCCGGCUCCUUUCCUACCCUGCGCAACAAGCGCAUAUGUCUCCUCAUUGCGCAUCCCGAUGACGAGGCGAUGUUCUUUGCGCCAACUGUGCUGGCGCUCACGAGACCAGAACUAGGCAAUCAUGUAAAGAUCUUGUGCUUGAGUACAGGCAAUGCAGAUGGCCUAGGCGACAUUCGCAAGAAAGAGCUCGAGAAAAGCGCCGUUCACCUGGGCCUCCGCCACGAAUCCGACGUUUUCGUGAUAGACGACCCCGCACGUUUCGAGGAUAGCAUGACCAUCACCUGGUCCGCCCAGGAUAUCUCCUCUCUUCUCGCAUCGGCCUUUGCUCCCGAGUUCUCUUCCAAAACAAGCGACGCUCCCCCCAAAGCUACCAUCGACGUCAUCCUCACAUUCGACGAGCACGGUGUUAGCAACCAUCCCAACCAUCGAUCCCUAUAUCACGGCGCAGUGGCGUUUCUGAAGGCGUUAAUGAAGGACAGAAGCGGGUAUUCAUGUCCUGUGUCAUUGUACACGUUGACAAGCACAAACGUUUUGCGAAAAUACUCGGGCAUCCUCGACUCCUUCUUGACAAUGGUCAUCGGCACAGUCGCCAAUUUGGUUGACUCUGUAGGAAUUGGCGGUGGCAAGAAGUACGAUAAUGCCAAUAAUACUAAUAAUGGAUGUGCCAGCCAUCUUCUGUACGUCAGCUCGUUCAAUGACUGGGUACAAGCGCGCACGGCAAUGACAGAUGGCCACAAGAGUCAAAUGCUGUGGUUUCGAUGGGGCUGGAUUACCAUCGGACGGUAUAUGUUUGUGAAUGAUUUGAAGAAGGAAAGGGUUUAA
Molecule: messenger RNA, 897 nt
Organism: Talaromyces atroroseus
Lineage: Eukaryota; Fungi; Ascomycota; Eurotiomycetes; Eurotiales; Trichocomaceae
Exons: 2
Coding region: 1-897 (298 amino acids)
Biological process (GO): GPI anchor biosynthetic process
Cellular component (GO): endoplasmic reticulum
Molecular function (GO): N-acetylglucosaminylphosphatidylinositol deacetylase activity
Source: RefSeq, a predicted model, not a curated record